This is a messenger RNA of Elgaria multicarinata webbii, 519 nucleotides long. RefSeq names its product neuritin 1 like (gene NRN1L). The transcript is spliced from 3 exons. Gene Ontology annotation, cellular component: plasma membrane. Lineage: Eukaryota; Metazoa; Chordata; Lepidosauria; Squamata; Anguidae. The record is from RefSeq and is a predicted model, not a curated record. Gene Ontology annotation, biological process: neuron projection extension; nervous system development. Bases 1 to 519 code for a protein of 172 amino acids.
AUGCUGAAGAAAUGUGAGGCUUUCCGGAAGAUUCUGGGACAGGCCCUCUCUGCCCCCUCGACUGAAGCGCUGUCCGAGGAGCCGGUGAGCGUGGCUGGCCGGAAGUGCAACACCAUCUACAAGGGCUUUGCCGAGUGCCUGAUCAGCCUUGGGGACAGCAUGGCUCAAAGUGUUCAGCAGCCGCAGGGUGACGACAGCGUCCAAGAGCAGCAGGAAUUGGACACCAUCUGCAAGUCCUGGGACGAUUUCCACGCUUGCGCCACCCAGGUCUUGUCCAGCUGCCCCGAGGAGACAGCCAACAUCUGGGAGUCGCUUCGGCAAGAGUCCCGGAAGAUCCAGUUCCAAGGGAACCUGCACGACCUCUGCAGCUCGCGCACCCAGCUGGCGGGCAACGGGCGGGCGUCGGAUGUGGAUGAAACCAACAAGGAGACCUUGCGGGGGACGGCCUGGCUUCUCCGGCCCGGCCUCGUGGGCUGCCUGACUCUUGUGGCUCUUGUGGUUUUGGUGCCCUUUGCCUAG